Molecule: messenger RNA, 4743 nt
Organism: Folsomia candida
Lineage: Eukaryota; Metazoa; Arthropoda; Collembola; Entomobryomorpha; Isotomidae
Gene: Pax
Product: leupaxin
Exons: 10
Coding region: 1091-2722 (543 amino acids)
Biological process (GO): muscle structure development; positive regulation of substrate adhesion-dependent cell spreading; cell-cell junction organization
Cellular component (GO): Z disc; focal adhesion; stress fiber
Molecular function (GO): actin binding; muscle alpha-actinin binding
Source: RefSeq, a predicted model, not a curated record
AGCCUGUUAUUGCGCUCUCGGAUCUUGCGAGCCAGAGGACAACAGAUAUCAAAUGUUGCAACUUCCCAGCGCCUUUUGAAAAAGAAAGGUAGUCGUAAUUGGAAGUGAGUGCUCAUAGAAGUGGAACUUUUUUUAUCAGAAAUCCGAAUACAUAUCUGGACCAUUUCCGACAGUUCUUUGGCAUUGGCCCAGUGUCAGAGUCAGCCUUGCGUUAUUAAACUUUUACACUUUACACUGUCGUCUAUUAUACAUUGUAUUUUGCGGUGUUGACUAUCAUCAUCUUUCUAUCUGCGAUACAUACUUCUGUGUCUCGUCAUUAUAUCAGCGAAACUAAAGAUUCUCUUCUCAUCAUCUGCAUGUUCAUUAUCAUUCGUGGCGAAUUAAAUGUGGGAUAUCUCGUGAAUACAUAUGAAGAACAAGCCUGUGUACUGAACUGUAUUGGAUUUAUUUAUGAAGGAGGAAGAAACCCGUGAAGCAAAAUUUGUUCGUGGAUUGGCAUAUAUUGACUGCUCAUACGUAGGAAAUCUACAACUACCUACACACUAUUAUUUUUCCGAGCAUUAAGGAGUUUUUGCAACGGAAGCAUCAUCAUCAACAUCAUCAUCAAAGUUGUCCCAGUUUUCUUGAAUGAAAAAACAUUAUUCCAUCGUCAACGUUGGUUUCUUUCUCUUCAUCGUUCUGGAGUUCCUGGGUAGCAAAUCACACUCAUCAAAUUAUUUAGAUUUCGUUCUUCUUCUUCUUCCCACUGAUCUGAUCUGAUCUAUCACUGGUUCCGGUCCAAAAUAAAUAUCCGACGACUUGUGGGAUUUCGGAUGUCUUCGUUGUUCCUCAAAUAAACCUUGAAUAACAACACGCGGUUGUUGUAACAUCCCAUUUUGUUCAGAGUGUUGGGAACAUGCAACGAUUGACUUAUCGAAAGUAGCACAGUUUAUUUUGAACGUACAAAAACCACGAAUCGUGCCGAGAUUCAAGGGAAGCAGAGAAAAACUGUGUGUGUCAAAAUAAGGUGAAUCAUCACCUGGGUAGCGUAACAUUAUCUGUGUGAAAGUAAAAGUGAAAGUGGAAAGCUGAGAUAAGAACACAGGAAAAAAUGGCAAGUGACGACGGGGCUAUUGUCAUACCGAUCCAGGUGGAAACGAGGGAAAGUGAGAUGGAUGAGUCAUCCACGGCUUUUUACUCUGAAUUUUCGAAUAAUUACGAGACCAGAGAAUAUAAUCCAAUGUUGUCGAAACCUGGGGCAAGAGUGAGCCUGAGCCAGCGAAGCCCUUUGGCAAGUCCGACAGGAAGUCGACCUGGAAGCCGCCAGCAGAAAAAUAGCAAUCAAGAAUUUGACGGAUAUUUGAAUGCUCUAUUAGCGGAUUUACAAACGACGGUAUCAUCUCCGCCAGGAAGUUUAAGUCGGUCUAGCGGAUAUUCAUCAACAUACAAUGGGACUUCAACAGGUCUUGCUAAGCAGAACGAAACAUUUGACUACAAUGUAGAACGAAGUGCCGUGGCACCGAACCGUGAUGCCUUGCGAGAGACUACAAGUACAAAGACUUUGUAUAGGUCUAAUAGUCCCCUGAUUAGAAACACUGGGAACAUGAGUGAGCUGGAUUCUCUUCUUCAGGACUUGAGUGCCACUUCCAAAUAUAGUCAAAAUUCGCCCGUUUCUGUUUCCAGAGAGCUUGUUUACAAUGGAAAUCGACCAAAUUCGAGGUCUUCUUUGGGGAGUCAUCAAGAGCGUCACACGACUGGUGAAUUUUUGGAAGAUUUAGCUAAUGGAGAUGAAACAGAUGGAAAGACGAGAAUUACAGUGGAGAGAAAGAUUCACAGGACAUUCUUAGGACCUGCUGCAUCCCCUGCCACCAGGGAACUCGACGACCUCAUGGCCUCUUUAAGCGACGCAAAGAUCAGAGACAGGGAAGAGAGCAGCCUUGUCCAGCAACCAAAGAAGGCCCAACAGUUGGAUUCUAUGCUUGGUAACCUCCAAGCAAGCAUGGAUAAAUCAGGAGUCAGUGCUACCCAAAAAGGGGUUUGUGCCGCGUGCAAUAAACCAAUUGUUGGUCAGGUGGUGACCGCUUUGGGCAAAACUUGGCAUCCGGAGCAUUUCUGUUGCGCCCAUUGUCGAUCAGAACUGGGGUCCAAGAACUUUUAUGAGAGAGAAGGACAGCCGUACUGCGAGGAUGACUAUCACCAACUGUACUCGCCCCGUUGUGCCUACUGCAACGGACCCAUCUUGGAUAAAUGUGUCACCGCCUUGGACACCAAUUUCCAUCCGGAACAUUUUUUCUGUGCCCAUUGUGGUAAGCAAUUUGGCCAGGAGGGAUUCCAUGAGAAGGAUGGGAAGCCUUACUGCCGAACGGACUACUUGGCCUUGUUCGCCCCGAAAUGUGGUGGAUGCAGCAAACCUAUCACUGAUAAUUACAUCACAGCGUUGAACGCUCAAUGGCAUCCAGAGUGUUUUGUGUGUCGGGAUUGUCGACAACCAUUCCAAGGGGGGUCGUUCUUUGACCAUGAAGGACAACCGUAUUGUGAGACCCACUACCAUGCUAAACGAGGCACGCUUUGUGCAGGAUGUCACAAACCAAUCUCCGGUCGAUGUAUUACAGCCAUGUUUAGAAAAUUCCAUCCUGAACAUUUUGUAUGUUCGUUCUGCCUUAAACAGUUGAACAAAGGAACAUUCAAGGAACAGAACGACAAGCCGUAUUGCCACUGCUGCUUUGAGAAGCUAUUUGGUUAAACCUAAUUAAUGGCAAUCAACAUCAAAAUGCCGUAGGAUUAUUCUCGCGUCAAGAAUGUAAAGCAGGAGAGAAAUUCGACGUUUGCGUUUGCGACUCACAACGAUUAAAUGAAAUUAGAAGGAAAUAUGUCAGCCAUAAAUCUUAACAAUAAGACUCUUCUUCUCACAGUUUGAAAUUGGCAACCAGCAGCAUCUACAUACAUUGUAUAUCUACUUACACUCUUAGAAUGUGGAAUAUUUUUAAAAGAUUCACUUAAUUAACUUGGUUGGUAUAUAAUACUUAAAAGUGUUGAUUAUAAAAGGAAUCUCUCUCCUCCUAAUUAACCUACCUAUAUUUAUAUUAUGUAGUUGUGGGUGUGUAGGAGAGUGCUUUCCUUGCUAAGAGCUAAUUUGAAUAAUAACGAUCUGCAACUUUUUGCAGUGAAUUCGGAUUAUUUUAGCAUUUUGACUCGGGUUACAUAUAGAAAACUGAGAUUCAACUUGAAUACCUCAUGCAUAAUAUUAAAUACAGUACGUAAAUGUCCCACGUCAGUCGUCUAUCUAUCAUUUAACUCCUCUAAAAUGUUUUUUUCUUUUGGUUUGUUUCAUUCCAAAGAGCCAAUCACUAUAUGAAAUAGAAUCAGAUAUUAAAAACGACACCUAAAUAUACAGCUUCCAUUUUUCAAAUAUUUACUCCAGUCUAAUGUAAGUAAUGUGUACUCGCAACGUAUAAAAGUUUCAAUUAGAACCAGGGAAAAUAUUAUAGAGAAUAAAAUUCCUACUAAUUCUUGUAUUGGUAAAUAGAUAUGACUGAUUGUCCAUGUGUGUUGCCUUAAUAUUUACAUUAACUAACCCACGCCUCUUGAGAUUAUCGACCCUCUACGAUUGCUUAGACAUUUACGUAAAGUUUCUUAACUCCCGCAAGCAUCGAAGAAAGUUUAAAAAGUACUAAAACCUAUAAUUUUUAAAGAAAUUGGCAACUUAUUGAAAUGCAGUAGCGAAUAAAAUCAAUCAUGUAUGUAACAUAGAUACGUGAUUGCUAAAACGAUGAUGGCGAUGAGUUUUCGGCGACUCCAAAAAUAAUAUAUUUUUCACAUAGGAAUGCCGUUUUUAGUUUUUAUCGAAUUCGCUUAAUCUACUGAAAGUGAAAGUGCGUGUUUGAAUGUAUGUGUAAAUAUAUAGGCAUUAUUUUAUUGUUAUCCUAAGAUUCACAUGGUGCAACUUAAUACAUUGGAUAUUGAUGUCAUCAUUUCUCUCAAAAAAGUCUUAAUUUGAAAUUUUGUAAAUCCGUAAAUUACAGCCUUACUUAUUAGACGUGAAUGUUUGGCAUCAAUCUUGUAUAAAUGUAUAGGUGCACAUAUAAGCGCAUAUUUAGCUAAUUCUAAUAAAACGGGAUUUUAACAAGAAAUAUGAUAGUAGUUUAAUUAACUUCGGUGGUUACCGUGCGUGUUUAACUUGAUAUAUUCAUAAUUUCAGUAUUUUCCAUUAAGCUAUUUUAUUCGAUUAAAGUUUUUUGCAAUACUUAAUCCUGGGAGAUGGUUCAUGCAUGUGCGAUAUGCAGUAGACAUUCGGUAAAUCUAUGAAUGCGUAUGAGUACAGAAAAGUUUAGUCUAUAAAAGAAAACAUAUGAUGAUAACUGUUAAUGCAAAAAAAUAUAGUAAUUCGACCAAACCAAGCUUUACAAGAAGUGAAAUGUGUCAUUGUCACAAUAUAUAAUUAUGUAGUAGUAAUUUUGGUCGUUGAGUCAUGGAGUCUAAUCAAAACUAAGGUACUAAAACAUAUUCAAUAGGAUUUUUAAUUUGUGUAUUUGUUUCAAAACUGAUGCAAAAAACAACUACUUACUUAUCGCAUUCAUCUCUUUUUAGUCUGUAAGUUUAUUUUAUCGUUGGUAUAUCUUCUAUCUGUUAUACUGUGUGUAUUACAAGAAUUUAAGGAAAUGUUUACAUCGUUUAAUCUAUAAUUUUAUAAUUUAGUUGAUAUUCUAAGCGUAAAAAAUAAUGUCGUCGAGACAGUUCUGGAAAAUAAAAGUACCUUGCUUACCA